GAGAAUAAGAGCACAACAUUGCGCAGGAGCUGCUCAGCAUUAACACACAUCCAGCACUCUCUUCGUGUUCUUCAACAGGAAAAACAGAAUUAUCUUCAUUAUGGAGGAAAAUAUGGUUAUUAUGGAUGAACUUUGCGAAAUGGAUUGCAACGUUUUGAAAAGGUUGUUGAAGGACGACAGUGCGAAAUGCCUGGUGCUGGACUGCCGAUCAUUUUUGGCGUUUAGCGCUGGACACAUUCGGAGUGCAGUGAAUAUCCGCUGUAAUACAAUCGUGAGAAGGCGAGCAAAGGGCUCCGUGAGUUUAGACCAGAUUCUAUCCGGUGAUGAAGAGGUCAAAGCUCGGCUGAAAUCAGGAAUGUACUCCGCUGUGAUCCUCUACGACGAGAGGACGCCCGACAUAGACACGGUUAAAGACGAUAGCACAAUCACUCUGGUGCUCAAUGCAUUAUACAGAGACACGUUUGGAACUGAAAUAUUUCUACUAAAAGGGGGCUAUGAUACAUUUUUCACGGAGUAUCCCGAGUUUUGUUUGAAGACCAAAACGUUAUCCUCGUUCUCUACCCAGUCCAGUUUGGACUCGUGUUCUUCCUGUGGAACUCCACAGACGUCCCACCAUGACCAGGCUGGUCCAGUGGAGAUUCUUCCCUUCCUGUACCUUGGCAGUGCCUUCCACGCCUCCAAAAAGGACAUGCUGGACGGCAUGGGCAUCUCAGCCUUACUCAACGUGUCCUCUAACUGUCCCAACCACUUCGAGGGGGUCUACCAGUACAAGUGCAUUCCUGUGGAGGACAACCACAAAGAGGACAUCAGCUCCUGGUUCAUAGAAGCCAUUGAGUUUAUCGACUCUGUGAAAGACUCUAACAGACGUGUGCUGGUGCACUGCCAGGCGGGCAUCUCUCGCUCUGCCACCAUCUGCCUCGCAUACCUGAUGAAGAAGAAGCGUGUUCGGCUGGACGAAGCCUUUGAGUUCGUCAAGCAGCGCCGCAGUAUCAUCUCCCCCAAUUUCAGCUUCAUGGGUCAGCUGCUGCAGUUCGAGUCCCAGGUGCUGGCCACAUCGUGCGCGGUGGAGGCUGCCAGCCCCUCGGCAGCCAGCCUGGGCCCCAAGUCUUCCUCCAGUCCUACGUCGCCCUUCAUCUUUAGCUUUCCCGUCUCCGUGGUAGCGCAUGGCCAGCCCAGCAGCCUGGCCUACCUGCAGAGUCCAAUCACAACCUCACCCAGCUGCUGAUGCCCCGCCCCCACAAAGACUCACUGCCCCAUUCCUCUCACUAUCCAGACCAGAGAGAGAGGUUAUCUUCUUCUACCUGGUAUAAGCUGAAAGGUCCAUUGACAAUGAAAAACUGAGGGCGCCUAUCCUGCUGCCUGACACAAAAAACUGUAUAGAAUAUGGCACUCACACGUACACCUUCAUCACUAUAUGGUGACUAAUAAAUACAUUCUUUCAUAAAACAGGCUAAAGAACAGAUGCAGUUCCUGUGUUUUACUGUGAAGGUGGACACAGGAAGGACGGGGCGGCAGAAUUCUAAGUUGUUGUCCAUCUUUUUCAUUUCCUGUGGAGUUUUCCAAAGCCUCUCCGGUCCUGUUGAGAGGGCUGAAUGGCCGUGAGCAGAGAUGCAGAGAAAAUGAAAGAGCAAAGAGGGGAGGGGGGGAGAAAGAGAGUGCUCAGUCAUUUAGUGGCUUCCUGAUGGAGCGCAGGAGGCUCUUCAGUUGUGACAGGUGCUUGCUAGCGUCCUGUCCGGCUUCCUGUCCCUGACAUCCCCAUCCUCUCUCCCACACGCCCCCUCCUCUUCUGGAGCAGGACUGCUGAUGAAUGACUGAAUAAAAGAGUCACCCCUGCGGAGGAGGAGAGGCCGCUGAGAUGGAGAGACUAGCUUUCUGAGACAGUGCCAAAUGAACGUCUGAGCCCCUGCUACAUAGCCCGGGCAACCCCUGGUGUUCCAUGUAAUAAGCUCGAUCGGAAGGACAGAUAUGCUUUUGAGGGGAAAGGGGGUCUAGUCAUUUCUGUUUUUUGUUCAGUGCCUUGUUCAGAGAAGGUAUAGGAUGUUUUUCCCAGCGCUUUUGGAUGUGCUCAAGUGCCCCAGCGCCUUUUCUUUCCAAACAGACUGUGGCAGAUAAACUGGCAAAUCUCUAAACAGCAACAACAAACCAUUUCAAGUCAGCACUGCAAUACAGACAAUGUAAUCCUAUCCGUUCCUCUCCCCCAAGUAGAGCAAUAAUGCGUUUCUCUCUCUUCCCAGUUUCCACCAAAGUACUACAUUGUGUUGUGUAUUUAUAAUCAUGUUUUUAGCUUCAUAUGUGUGUAUUCGCUAAUCGAUAAAGACCGGAUCUUUGAGAAGUGCUGUUUGCCUUACCAAUAAUGAUUUUUUAUAAUUCACCAGAUAAGAAUGUUGUCAUUUUUCAUUCCUGUAGGGAGGCAUAUUGUUGUCUGUUACAUAGGUACUAUUUCUGUUCAGACCAUGGAUGCUGAUUGGUCUAAUGCUUGUUGGAGGAGGGAGUUAGUUGGGAACAGACCUAUGGCUUGUUUCUUUGUCUUAUCACUGUUACUCCACCAAUGUCUAGUAGACCCAGAGUACUUUCUAAACUUGCCAAAUGCACAAUAACCAACAGGGACAAUUUCCCGGCUACGCACAAACACCCCUAAAAAAACAGGCACACUGGAAUGUCUGACAUCACUGG
Salvelinus sp. IW2-2015 is the source of this 2673-nucleotide messenger RNA. Its product is annotated as dual specificity protein phosphatase 4-like. Gene Ontology annotation, biological process: endoderm formation; protein dephosphorylation; negative regulation of MAPK cascade. NCBI's taxonomy places the organism in Eukaryota, Metazoa, Chordata, Actinopteri, Salmoniformes, Salmonidae. Gene Ontology annotation, molecular function: MAP kinase tyrosine/serine/threonine phosphatase activity; protein tyrosine/threonine phosphatase activity; MAP kinase tyrosine phosphatase activity. The record is from RefSeq and is a predicted model, not a curated record. Gene Ontology annotation, cellular component: nucleus; cytoplasm.